Eutrema salsugineum is the source of this 890-nucleotide messenger RNA. RefSeq lists its product as uncharacterized. The coding region runs from base 48 to 890 and encodes 280 amino acids. Lineage: Eukaryota; Viridiplantae; Streptophyta; Magnoliopsida; Brassicales; Brassicaceae. The transcript is spliced from 5 exons. The record is from RefSeq and is a predicted model, not a curated record.
UUCAUCAGGUAACUAUUAGUAUUUGUGGGCUAAACUUUCGAAUAGAAAUGGGUGUAUUUCCAGGAUUUGGUAGCUGGAUCAAUGAUCAGAACACUCAACAGCCUCCUAAGGCCGAGUCCGAGAGAUCUGAGAAUGUUGAAUCUAAGUCGAUGUCAAAGAAAGAUAGUAAUAAUGCCCCUACUAAGGAGAAGAAGGCAUAUCAUGACGAAAAAGAGGAGGAGAAGCAAGAUCAACUUUGGCAUCAUGCAGAGAAGGAGCAUCCAUGGUAUGAUGCCCCUCCUAAGGUCAAGGUGACAAGGAAAAAGGGUAUUUACCAUAUGAACAUAGAAUUUACAGCUGGAAUGACUCCUUAUGGAGUCUACUUCCUUUUGACUGUUCCAGAACACGGCCCGUUCUUCGAUGAGGUCAAGCGGCGCAGACUUAUGGAAAACAAAUCAGUAAAGGUAUUGAUGGAUGAUGGACCGAGGCAAAUCUCGAAGGUGGAGAAAUUUGUGGUUUGGGACUUCCUUUGGUGGUCUAUACCUAUCCCAAUAAAUCUAAUUCUCGAUGAAAACAGAAAAGAGCUUACGACAAAAUACAAAAAAGAGAAAGUAAUGUUGAUGAAAGUGUUCGAGGGUAACUAUAAAGUGGAGCCAAUAUACGCAGAUCAAGAACGGUUGUGCAAGCAUAGGUUACCAAAGAGCUUAGAAGAAUACAAAAUAUGUAGCGGCGGAAAAGGAAAGCUUGCGGCGAAAGUAACAAUGAACCAAUACUUUCAGCCAUAUUUUCCUUUUAAUCUACCUCCGCUUUCUUGGUACAUCCGUGGGAUUACCAUCAAAACCAGUAAAAAUCUGCUCAAAGCGUUUCAAAAUAUGACUACCGAGUUUCGAAAGGCUCAGCGAAAUCCCUAG